Messenger RNA from Dama dama (fallow deer), 3512 nucleotides. It is a transcript of the gene CKMT2, whose product is annotated as creatine kinase, mitochondrial 2. The coding region runs from base 21 to 1283 and encodes 420 amino acids. Gene Ontology annotation, cellular component: mitochondrion. NCBI's taxonomy places the organism in Eukaryota, Metazoa, Chordata, Mammalia, Artiodactyla, Cervidae. The transcript is spliced from 10 exons. Gene Ontology annotation, biological process: phosphocreatine biosynthetic process. Gene Ontology annotation, molecular function: creatine kinase activity. The record is from RefSeq and is a predicted model, not a curated record.
ACACUCAUCCAAGAGGAAGGAUGGCCAGUACCUUCUCAAAGUUGCUGACUGGCCGCAAUGCCUCUCUGUUAUUUGCUACCUUGGGCACCGGUGCCCUGACCACGGGGUACCUGCUGAAUAAGCAGAACGUGUGUGCUGCGGCCCGGGAGCAACACAAGCUAUUCCCACCAAGCGCAGACUACCCUGACCUGCGCAAACACAACAACUGCAUGGCCGAGUGCCUCACGCCGGCCAUCUAUGCCAAGCUCCGCAACAAGGUGACGCCCAACGGCUACACCCUGGACCAGUGUAUCCAGACCGGAGUGGACAACCCCGGCCACCCCUUCAUAAAGACCGUGGGCAUGGUGGCUGGUGAUGAGGAGUCCUAUGAGGUGUUUGCUGACCUUUUUGACCCUGUCAUCAAGCUGAGGCAUAAUGGCUAUGACCCCAGGGUGAUGAAGCACCCCACGGAUCUGGAUGCGUCCAAGAUCACCCAGGGGCAGUUCGAUGAGCGCUACGUUCUGUCGUCUCGGGUGCGCACUGGCCGCAGCAUCCGCGGGCUGAGCCUGCCGCCCGCCUGCAGCCGGGCUGAGCGGAGGGAGGUUGAGAAUGUGGCCAUCACGGCCCUGGAGGGCCUCAAGGGGGACCUGGCUGGCCGCUACUACAAGCUGUCCGAGAUGACAGAGCAGGACCAGCAGCGCCUCAUCGAUGACCACUUUCUAUUUGAUAAGCCAGUAUCCCCUUUACUAACUUGUGCUGGGAUGGCCCGUGACUGGCCAGACGCCAGGGGAAUCUGGCAUAAUUAUGACAAGACAUUUCUCAUCUGGAUUAAUGAGGAAGACCACACCAGGGUAAUCUCUAUGGAGAAAGGAGGCAAUAUGAAAAGAGUAUUUGAGCGAUUCUGCCGUGGACUAAAAGAGGUGGAACGCUUAAUCCAAGAGCGAGGCUGGGAGUUCAUGUGGAAUGAGCGCCUGGGAUACAUUCUGACCUGCCCUUCGAACCUUGGCACGGGAUUGCGAGCUGGUGUCCAUGUCAGGAUCCCAAAGCUCAGCAAGGAUCCACGAUUUUCUAAGAUCCUGGAGAACCUGAGACUCCAGAAGCGGGGCACAGGUGGUGUGGACACUGCAGCGGUAGCGGACGUGUAUGACAUUUCCAACAUAGACCGAAUUGGCCGAUCAGAGGUCGAGCUUGUUCAGAUAGUCAUCGAUGGAGUCAAUUACCUGGUGGAUUGUGAAAAGAAGCUGGAGAGAGGCCAGGAUAUUAAGCACGCAGAUACUUAUCUCUUGAAUCAAUCUAUCCUGUGAUGUCUGUAACCUGAAGAGCACAAAAGAAGAGGUGGGAGCAACUAACUCUAUAAAUCUAAAACUGCUCCACAUGAAUAGAAAAACACCUUGAAUAACAGGAAUGAGAUCACAGUCUGCAUUUUGUGAGUACUAUAGAUGCUACAGUGAAGAUACAUCGUUACUAUAAGCGUUGUUGUCCCUCCUUUUUAUAAAGUAUAAAAAUAAUCCACUUGUGCUGAUGCUAAUAGGCACCAUACUAUCUUCUGAGUGACAGACUGAUAUGUGGUCGAAAUUUAGAAGAGGAAGGCACACCCAAUAUAAUUCAGGAUAUUGUGACAUUCCCCUGAACAUCCUCCGAAUGGGAUGGGGUAGAGGGCCAUUCUACCCACCAAUGUCUGUAGACGUAAGAGGGAGCACGACCUCGACAGUGACUGGCAUGCUGGGGACGAGGGAGGGAGGGUUGAGAGGAUUGGCACCAUGGCUGAGCAUGUUGACUCUACAGCACGUUUCUUGACUACAAGUCCCAGCUCUCCCAUUAUAUGGCAUUAAGUAAUUGACUUAGUCUCUAAGUUCUUCGCUUCAAGUUCUUUUGUAUAAAAUGAGAAUGAUGAUGCCUCUUUCCUAGGGUUGUUGGGAGGACAAAAUAUUUGUAAAGUUCACUUAGGAGUGCCCAACACAUUUUAAGUACCAUGUAAAAGUUUGCUUGUUAAAUAACAAAAAAUAAAUUAUUAUUAUGAUAAUAUAUCUCUGAAUAUACCUUAAAACCAUUUUUUAGGGCAAACAAACCAACAGAUCUGAUGAUUGCUCCUCUGAAAGGUCUGAUGAGAUAAGUGGUAAAUGAAAGCAAAUUCAUACAUCUGAAGGAACAUAAGCAUAAAUGAGCUUGAAGAGAUUAGAUAGAAGUAUAUACCAAUUUUGUCUUUGUUUUUUCAUAGAAGAACUAAAAAAUAAGCAAUGGCAUAAAAUUGUAUGCUAUAUAUGAAAAAGAAAGCAAGCCUUGUCAUCUAUACCAUGACAUCCAAAGCAACAUUAUUAACAACAAGAAUUAACUGAGUAAGUUAACAUCUCUCCUUUUUGUUGCAUUUUUACCUAAUUCAUUGCUCAUCUUUAGUUCUACUCAUCAAUAACGACACUCAUGUUUGCAUUUAAUAUUGGCUUGACCAUAGACUUCCUAAGGUUUAAAUUAUCUUGUUUACAUUUGAAACUCUUGAUUUGUGGGUCAAUACCCUUUAUUGUAUUACUAGGAAUGUACUUACAUGUGACUUUACUCUUUCAGAGCAGGAUAUUCAUAACUAAAGGCAGUCAUUUAAACAAAGUCUACAAUGGAUUCCUAAAUAUUCAAUCUAGCACCUCAGUUUUUGUUGACAUCUUCCAUAUUCAUCAAAUAUCCUCCUCUGACAGCUCUUCAGACAGUUUUCAGAGCAUGUAAUAGCGCUUAAAUUGGAUACAAGAAUAUCCUUUCUCCUCAAAUAUUGCCAACUGUUUGAGUGAUAUGAUCCUCUUUACAGAAGUUGUGGUCUGUUUUGCUAUUCAAGAAAGAAGCACAUUGGCAGUGUUACAGUGAAAAUAGGAGAUUUUAUGUAAAAGAUGAGUCAAUUGAAAGAGAUAAAAAGACAACUAUUAAUUAAUUAAUGCCAUAUCUUUCAGCUGAAGUCGUCAGAUCAUGCAAAUAGUUUCCGUUUACUAAGUCUCCUUUAAUCAAUAUUCAUUAAGCAAUGAUGUGAACAGAGCAUGGUUUUGUGUCACGGGGCUUUUAAAAUUUAUGAUGUUCCUUGUAUCUACGGCAGAAUGCAGCUGGAGUAGGCUUUGAUGGCUGGGAAACUAUUCUGGCUCUCUUCUUUGGGUCCUUAUUUUCGAUUUCUGUGCUGCUGCAGUUUGUCUGCUUAUGCAGAAAUGGCUAUUCUUCAGGCCAAAGUUUUAAAAGAGCAUGUUGUAAAAGCAUCUGAAAGAAGUUGUUUCGAGGUCAAAAGAUUUGCCUUGAAUUCAGCCUCAGCCACUAUAGCUCUGUGACCAAGGGCAAAUUAUCUAACUCAAUAAAGUCUUGGUUUCAUUUGUAAACAAAGAUAAUUUGCCUUACAAAGACAGUGACUUACAUUAUUUUUUUUCUUUCACUGUAACCUCUGGGAAGAAAUAUAUUUUUAUCUUAGAAUUCAUUAUAUUAUUGAUAUUUUUCAUAUAUGAGUAAGAUUGUGUGUAUGUGUAUGUAUGUAAAACCCAAAUAAAAGUUUCAGGUAAUAAUACUGACCCUUA